CCGAAAGCGGAGCGCGUUUCCGCAUGAGGCGGUUGAUUCGUGAGCGCCGGGGCGCUAGGCGCCUGCGCAGAGGCUCAGGCGUCUCCCCGCUCGGCCCGGGUUAGAGGGAGGUGAGUUGGCGUAGAUCCCAUGGAGCAGAAGAGCGGUCCGGAUGGUGCACCGGAGGCUGAGCGGGAGGAGGGAGAGCCCGAGGUAAAGAAGCGGAGACUUCUGUGUGUGGAGUUUGCCUCGGUCGCGAGUUGCGACACCGCCGUGGCUCAGUGCUACCUGGCCGAGAACGACUGGGAGAUGGAAAGAGCGCUGGACUCCUACUUCGAGCCGGCAGUGGAGGAGAGCGCUUUAAAAAGCCAUCUUGAUACCGCCUUUGAGCCCGAGUCCUGUGUUGACCUAACCAAGGAAGAAACAAGUGAUUCCAUUAGUUCUAAAUCCAGCACAUCUGAAAAUGUUCAGCAAGAAGAUGGCAGCAUGUUCUCUUUCAUUACCUGGAAUAUUGAUGGAUUGGACCUGAACAAUCUGCCAGAGAGGGCUCGAGGGGUGUGUUCCUAUUUAACUUUGUACAGCCCAGAUGUGGUAUUUCUACAGGAAGUUAUUCCCCCAUAUUCUACCUACCUAAAGAAGAAAGCAAGUAGUUAUGAGAUUAUUACAGGUCAUGAAGAAGGCUAUUUCACAGCUAUAAUGUUGAAGAAAUCGAGAUUGAAAUUUAAAAGCCAAGAGAUUAUUCCUUUUCCAAAUACAAAAAUGAUGAGAAACCUUUUGUGUGUGCAUGUGAGUGUGUCAGGAAAUGAACUUUGCCUUAUGACUUCUCAUUUGGAGAGCACCAAAGGGCAUGCUAAGGAACGAAUGAAUCAGUUGAAAAUGGUUUUAAAGAAAAUGCAAGAGGUUCCAGAGUCCACUACAGUUAUAUUUGCAGGAGAUACGAAUUUAAGGGAUCACGAAGUUACCAAAUGUGGUGGUUUACCCAGCAACAUUUUGGAUGUCUGGGAGUUUUUGGGCAAACCUAAGCAUUGCCAGUAUACAUGGGAUACACAAAUGAACUCUAAUCUUGGAAUAGCUGCUACUUGUAAGCUUCGUUUUGAUCGAAUAUUUUUUAGAGCAGCAGCAGAAGGUGGCCACAUUAUUCCCCGAAGUUUGGACCUCCUUGGGUUGGAAAAACUGAACUGUGGUAGAUUUCCUAGUGAUCACUGGGGUCUUCUGUGCAACUUAGAUGUAAUAUUGUGAACUGCUUUUCAAAUACGAGUUUUAAAUGUUCUGAGCAAUUUUGUUCUGUGUUUUUGCAAAUAUAAUUGCUACCUGUCUGGAAAGGUAGUUUAAUAUGGAGGAAUUAAUAUACUGGAUCAUUGUAACAAAAGAAAAAACGACUGUGAUUUUAUUUUGUGGAUUGUGUCCUCAGAUUUCAGAACUAAAUCUUAGUGUUUAUUUAAAUGAAAGCAUACCUGUGUUCAGAACAUGAGGCCUCUUAAUGAAAGGUCGCGAAGGCUAUCAGCUCUUACAAGCUCUGGCUUGUAAUAGUGCUCACAGCUGCUGGCUGGAUCUGCAUUUAAAUAGAUUGCAGCUAUCCUACGUCAGACUUUUUGUCAGCUAACAGUGCCUAAUUGGUAAGCUAGAAAUGAACUCAUGAUUUAAAAUCCGUUAAUUUUUAAAAAUUCAUGUUUGUAGUUAUGUCACCAACAGAGGCAAAGUUAGGCUUGAUAAUGAUUAAAGUCAGUUUUAUAGAGGCAUUGAACUUUUUUUCUAAGAGAAAAAUAAAUGUGUAAAAAGAAUUAGCCUUUUUUGCUACUUGUAAAACUGAAUUUUUUUCAAGACAUGGAUGAGGAAUACUUCUACAUGUGCUUUAAGGAAACAUUUUUUUCCCAUAAGAGA
This is a messenger RNA of Mesoplodon densirostris (Blainville's beaked whale), 1860 nucleotides long. It is a transcript of the gene TDP2, whose product is annotated as tyrosyl-DNA phosphodiesterase 2. Gene Ontology annotation, biological process: double-strand break repair. The transcript has 7 exons. Gene Ontology annotation, molecular function: protein binding; 5'-tyrosyl-DNA phosphodiesterase activity; single-stranded DNA binding. The record is from RefSeq and is a predicted model, not a curated record. Bases 130 to 1218 code for a protein of 362 amino acids. Lineage: Eukaryota; Metazoa; Chordata; Mammalia; Artiodactyla; Ziphiidae. Gene Ontology annotation, cellular component: PML body; cytoplasm.